GUUCAGGAAUGGCGAUGUCGAAGGCGAUCGCCUGCCCUUUUGGGCACUCACUGCGACUACAAGAAAUUUUGUGCUAUAACUAAUCGCUCCGUCGCGCUCGCCCCAAACCAGGCUAGAUAGCUCUGCGACAUCGUCGGUCCAAAGUUUGUACGAUUCUUCAUGUUGUAAAUCGCUGUAAGAAUGGAUAGCGCUACGAAGCAAGAGGACCCUGUCGUCGGCUCGUCAGAGAAGGUUGAGCGUCCCGGCAACACCAAGGCUGAAACGGCGCUCUUCAAUUACGUCAAGCCGCAGUUGCGCAAAACCCACGAUCCCGAUGUGACAUUCGAGGAAUAUCAUUACUAUGCGAAGAAGACGCGCGAGGAGGAGUUGACGCUCGAGGCUCCCAAGACCAACUGGAAGGGCCUCGUGAUGAAGAAGAAGACGAUUCCGAGUGGAGAAGGCGAUGCAAGCACACACGCAGCGGCUCGCAUGCCCACGGAAGAAGAGCUGGCGAACCGUACCAACCGCCUUGAAAUCACCGACGAGGAAUGGACCAACGCAAGCCGCGCCUUUAGAACGGCAUCGGGUGGUGCCUGCUUCUACUUGAUUACGACGGACGUCUUGGGUCCUUUCCCGGUGGCUUUCUCCUUGGGCACGUUGGGAUGGGGUCCGGGUAUCGCCUUCUAUACCAUCUUCGGAUUCUUCGCCGGAUACUCGGGCUACCUCAUCUGGAGGGUGUUUAUCGGCAUCGACAGUUACGAGUUUCCCGCCCGAAACUACGGUGACCUGGGGUUCCGCACCUGGGGCACGACCGUCCGCCACAUCACAAACUUCCUGCAAGCAAUUGCGCUGCUUCUCCUGCUGGGACAAGUCACGAUACUCUUCGGCCAGAACAUAUCCGAGAUCUCAAAGUUUCGGCUUUGCUAUGUCGUCUGCCCGAUCCUGUUCGUCGUGGCAGGGUUCUUCUUGACACAGAUCCGGACGCUCAAGGCAUACGGAUGGGUUGCCACGCUCGCCAUUUGGAUGAACCUCUUGACCAUCUUCAUCUCCAUGGGCGUCAUCGCCAACUCGCCCCCCAAUUACGCGAUUGCGACCCUAGGAUCCGCAGGGAGCGCCGUGGACAAGAGCACAAUCACCCCCGACAAGGACGGCAACUACCCGCCCAUCAUGCACUACACUGGCCUGCCCCCCGGCGGCUUGGUCGGCUCCAUCAACGGCUUGCUGUCGGGCGUGUUGGCCUAUGCAGGUGCUCAGCUGUUCGUGGAGUUUCUGGCCGAGAUGAAGCGGCCGAGGGACUUUCUCAAGGCAAUGUGGGGUGCCCAAUUGUUCAUUUACACGGCAUAUCUCGUCUACGGAUGCUUCGUCUACCAUUUCCAAGGGCAGUAUAGUUUCAACCCAAGCUUCCAGGGCGUGAGCACCUAUGCCUGGCAGACAGUCGGCAACUGCAUCUCUCUCGUGGCUGGCCUGAUUGCCGCUGGUUUGUACGGCAAUAUUGGCAUCAAGGUCGUAUACAACAAUAUCCUACUGGACAUCUUCAACGCUCCGCCGCUGGUCACAAGGAAGGGGAAGCUCAUAUACGCGUCAAUCGUGCCGCUCUGGUGGUCGACCGCGUUCAUCAUUGCGGCCGCGAUCCCCGACUAUUUCGGCUUCAUCAGUGUCAUGUCGGCCUCUACGCUGCUCAACCUCACGUAUACGCUGCCCCCGCUCUUUGCGCUCGGGUUCGACAUCCAGCGCCAUGCCGUCCGCGGCGAGAUCGGCGAGGGCUUUGACCCAAGCACCGGCCGGGUCACACGCAGCGGGUCCACGCUGCAACGCUGGAUGAGAGGUUUCCGCGCCGGCGGCCCGUUUCAAGUCGCCCUCAACAUCUGGCACGUCAUCUAUUUUCUCGCAUCUCUCUCGAUGUGUGGGUUGGGAAUGUAUGCGGCGGUGCAAGGUGAGUGCCCCCAACGGUCAUGCGAUCGUAAAAGGACCCCCUUUUGACAGCUGUUCGACGCAGGGAUGAUUGAGGCGUUCAAGGAGCCCCAGCUGAACUCGUUUUCUUGCGUUUCACCCCUCAACUUGAACGCAUAGGAUUAAGUUUCUAUUGCAAGAGGCUAGCUUGAAGCAACGUUGAUGUGUUUAAG
Molecule: messenger RNA, 2102 nt
Organism: Purpureocillium takamizusanense
Lineage: Eukaryota; Fungi; Ascomycota; Sordariomycetes; Hypocreales; Ophiocordycipitaceae
Exons: 3
Coding region: 181-1959 (592 amino acids)
Biological process (GO): amino acid transmembrane transport
Cellular component (GO): vacuolar membrane
Molecular function (GO): amino acid transmembrane transporter activity
Source: RefSeq, a predicted model, not a curated record